CGACGUACCGAUGUCGAAUGUUCGUAGCGAAUUGGUGAAUCGUCGUACGUGAUGACGGCUCGUCACUGAACCUCGGACGGCGAUGGGCACGCAAAAGCCGGAAGAAUGGGCGAAUUUGCUGAUCACACGUUUCGAGGAACAGUUGCCGUGUCACAGUGUCCCUCAAACCACCCAUUCUCGUAUGAACGAGGAAAGGAACAAAAAAUGCUUGAUACAAAUUUCUCGUUACCGUUUCUCCCUUGUAAUAUCCAGUCUCACUAAGAUACUUCAAAGUGUCAAUGAAAUGGUACCAUGUAUCGGGGGUCAACGUACAUUUCACAGCAUGGAACAUUGCUAUGAAUCUAUUAUUAUUGUUUUGGAUACUUUGGAAAAGUGUCUUGCGAAUCAACCAAAAGACACUGCUAAAUUUGACGAGGCUAUGAACGUAAAGUUUCUGCUUAGAGAAAUAUGCCAAUUUAUAGAUGUACCGAACGAUAGUCUGCAAAACAUUCAUUUAAAAAAUUUGGCAAGUAAAGUAUUGUUUGCCUUGAGCUUAAAUUUUUUCAAUGCUGUAUUUAACAGAAUAUCAGCUAGACUUCAGGAAUUAGCAAAAUGUGGCGACGAGAAUGCUGAUUAUAGCGACAUUGAAUUAAUUCAGCACAUUAAUGUGGAUGUUGAUAGGCUAACGAGACUUUUAAACGAAACGAUACAAAAAUUUAAACAGCUCAAAAAAUCAGCACCUAUAGUUCUUAUGAAUUCCUUGGAAAAAGCAAUUUGGAAUUGGAUGGAUACUUAUCCACAUGAAUUUGCCGAUCUUCAAAAGAAACCUAACGAGGAUCUUGGAAAAGCAUGCGAAGAGUUAUUUGACAUUCUUGAUACAUUUGUAGACAAUAAAAAGGGGAGAACUGCAGCUGUUUGGCCUUUGCAAAUUAUGCUCCUUAUACUUUCUCCAAAAGUUUUGGAGGAAAUUGUCAAUGCUGAUUCGGGUGCUCCAUGUUCGCCAAGGCAUUCAAAGAAAAAACAAUUUAUCGACAGUGUAAAACGAGGCCUAGGAAUGCAUGGCAGUUCUAGCAGACAACUAGUAGAAGCUGCUGCAGUCACUUGCAUUAAACUUUGUAAAGCAUCGACCUAUAUAAAUAAUCAGGAUUCGAACAACGUUAUUUUCACGCUUGUUCAACAUGUAAUGAAUGAUUUGAUGGCAUUAUUUUUUAAUCCAGGAAAGCUAUUUUCUCGUGGUCAAAGCUAUCUUGCCCAAGACAUCGACCUAAUGAUAGACUGUUUUGUUAGCUGUUUUCGCAUUAAACCUCACAAUAACGAAGUACUUAAAGUUUGCUUGAACCUAAAUUCUCCAUUGACAUACCAAUUCGUCUUGGUUAGCUCAUUAUACAAAAUUGUAACUCAACCAAGACUGUCAUGGUGGCCUCAAAUAGAUCUUCUGUAUUCACGUAGUACAGAACUUAGGAAUAUGUUUACUGAUAUUUUAAAUAAAGUCACACAGAGUUACAUAUCACACACGCCAUUACGAAUGAUUCAAAGUUUAACGCUCAAAGGUAAAGAACAGAAUAAGUACAGAGAUCGCGGAGAAGAAACAUCGAGUUAUAGAAAUUUACUCUUGUGGAUGGUGAAACUUAUUCAUGCUGACCCUAUGUUAUUACUGAAUAAUCAAGGGAAAGCUAGUCAUGAAAUACAAAGCUCGACAUUGCAAUUAAUUAAUGGUUUAGUUUCUCUAAUUCAUCAACCAACAAUGCUAGAUAUAGCAUACGAAGCAAUGGAAGCAUUGUUAGUAUUACAUCAUCCAGAUAAAAUAAAAGCGUGGAAUCCAGAAGCGCCAAUUAAUACAUUUUGGGAUGUUAGUUCGCAAGUUCUAUCCUCGAUUUCUCAAAAAUUGAUUCAACAUCAAAUUGUUAAUUAUACCUCUAUAUUAAAAUGGAUUAGAGAAAUACUGAUUUGUAGAAAUGCUUUUUUGGCACAACAUAAGGAUUACGCGAAUGUGGGUAGCCAGAUUGCUAUUUGUAAGCAGGCACAUAUUAAACUAGAGGUUGUAUUUUUCAUGUACUUGUGGAGUAUAAAUAUGGAAGCAGUUUUAGUAUCAAUGUCUUGUUUUGCAUUGCUAUGCGAAGAAGCAGAAAUACGUUGUGGUAGUGAUGAAGUAGCAGUAACUUGUUUACUUCCUAACUAUCAUUUAUAUCUUGAAUUGGCGCAAGCUUCUACUGUGUUAAUCACUGCCAGCGGGGAAAGUAAGAUAUAUUAUCACGAUCAUAAUUAUGGACGCGCUGCUUUACAAAAAAGAAUUAUGGCCUUAUUGAGGAAGAUAGAACAUUGUGUAAACGGUGUACAGCCUGCAUGGGAGGAAACGUUUAGAAAUUGGGAAGUGACUUCUCGGCAGUUAGUGAAUUAUCCUAAAUCUAAGACAGAAGAUGGUCAGAUGGAAUUUCAUAGAAGCACAGGAAAACGUAGAGCGUCGCAUCAAAAUUCGGAACAUGAAUUAGAGGAACAAAUUAACGAAUGGGCGAACAUGACAGGAUUUCUCUGUGCUCUAGGCGGUGUGUGUUUACAAAAACGUUAUCCAACUAGACCAUUAUCGGGCAUGCCUACAUAUCCAGAACCAAAGAAAAGUUCUACAAAACAGCAAGAUACUGCAUCUGGUUUAUCAAAUUCAAGCCAAGAAGUACAAUAUUGUACGCAAUUUGUUUUCAAUUUAUUACUACGGCUAUUAAUCUGUAACAAUGAAAAAUUUGGAAAUCAAAUUCAGAAACACGUUAAAGAGCUAGUGGGUCACGAAAUGAGUCCUGCAUUGUAUCCGAUACUUUUCGAUCAGAUCAAAAGCAUAGUCGAGAAAUUCUUUAAUCAAGAAGGCCAAGUCAUAGUUAUGGACGUUAAUACCCAAUUUAUCGAGCAUAUAAUAUUUAUAAUGAAAAAUAUAUUGGAUUCGAAGUCGGAUCAACCUUCCGAAUACCUUGGAAUGACCAGUAUAGAAGGGAUGAUGUUGGCAAUUGUCAGAUAUGUUAGACAUUUGGACAUGACUGUACAUUCUAUGCACAUUAAGACAAAAUUAUGUCAACUUGUCGAAGCGAUGAUGAAACGGCGAGACGAUUUAGCAUUUCGACAAGAAAUGAAAUUUCGAAAUAAACUCGUGGAAUAUUUAACCGACUGGGUGAUGGGUGCUACUCACCAGAUUACACCGUCAACCAGUGGAGAUUUAACCGUUUACACGCGGGAUUUAGAUCAAGCUUGUAUGGAAGCAAUCGGAGCAUUAUUACGCGGUCUUCCUCUUCAACCCGAAGAGUCUGAUCGUGGUGAUUUAAUGGAUGCAAAGUCUCAAUUGUUCUUGAAAUAUUUCUCUCUUUUCAUGAAAUUAUUAAACGAAUGUAACGAGGCAGCCGCCGAAGAAAAGGAAAUUGUAUCUCAACAGCCACGUUUAACUAGUGGUAAAUUGUCUACGUUGCGCAAUGCUACCAUACAAGCAAUGAGCAAUCUCCUCAGUGCAAACAUCGAUAGCGGUUUGAUGCAUUCGCUAAGUUUAGGGUAUAAUCCAGAUUUACAAACACGGGCAGCAUUCAUGGAAGUUCUUACGAAAAUUCUUCAGCAAGGGACAGAAUUUGAUACAUUAGCGGAAACGGUAUUAGCCGAUAGAUUCGAGCAAUUGGUUCAGCUCGUUACAAUGAUCAGCGAUAAAGGAGAAUUGCCUAUUGCGAUGGCUUUGGCUAAUGUUGUAACGACAAAUCAAAUGGACGAAUUGGCGCGUGUUUUUGUAACGCUGUUCGACGCUAAACAUUUACUAUCGCCUCUUUUGUGGAAUAUGUUUUAUCGCGAGGUUGAGGUUUCCGAUUGUAUGCAAACGCUGUUCCGAGGGAACAGCCUUGGCAGCAAAAUUAUGGCGUUCUGUUUUAAAAUUUAUGGUGCGAGUUACUUGCAAAAUCUACUGGAACCUUUAAUUACACCAUUAUUGGACGAUCCUACGACUAGUUUCGAGGUUGAUAGCGCAAGAAUCGAUACCAAUGAAGAUAUAGAACAAAACGGCCGCAAUUUAAUAGCAUUGACUCAAAAAGUAUUUGAUGCUAUAGUGUCUUCGGCUGAUCGAUUUCCGCCGCAAUUGCGAUCGAUGUGCCAUUGUUUGUAUCAAGUACUCAGCAAAAGAUUCCCACAAUGUCCGCAAAAUAAUAUUGGAGCUGUCGGGACUGUAAUAUUUUUGCGAUUCAUAAAUCCAGCUAUCGUUUCGCCUCAAGAAAUGGGCAUUGUGAAUAAACCCGUACCUCCUCAGGUUAAGAGAGGUCUUAUGCUAAUGUCUAAAAUACUUCAAAAUAUUGCAAAUCACGUGGAAUUUAGCAAGGAACAACACAUGUUACCGUUCAAUGAUUUUUUGCGAGCACACUUCGAAAUCGGGAGAAGAUUUUUCAUACAGAUAGCAUCGGAUUGCGAAACGGUAGAUCAGGCCAGUCAUCCGAUGUCAUUCGUAUCGGACGCUAAUGUUUUGGCAUUGCACAGAUUGCUUUGGAAUCAUCAAGAACGAAUUGGUGAUUAUCUUAGCAGCAGUCGAGAUCAUAAGGCGGUAGGAAGGAGACCUUUCGAUAAAAUGGCCACGUUGUUGGCGUACCUUGGUCCACCGGAACACAAACCAGUAGAUUCACAUUUACUAUUUUCAUCGUCUUACGCUCCGUGGUCGAGCAUCGAUAUGUCUUCGACUAAUUUUGAAGAAAUUAUGGUGAAACACAAUAUGCACGAAAAAGAAGAAUUUAAGAGCAUUAAGAAUUUAAAUAUUUUCUACCAAGCAGGCACUAGCAAACAGGGGUAUCCAGUGUUUUAUUAUAUCGCUAGACGUUACAAGAUCGACGACACCAAUGGUGAUUUGUUGAUAUAUCACGUUAUUCUUACGCUAAAACCAUUUUGUCAUUCUCCGUUUGAAUUGGUUGUUGAUUUUACCCACACGUGUUCAGAGAAUCGGUUUCGAACGGAAUAUUUACAGAAAUGGUUUUACGUGUUACCCGAAGUUGCUUACGAGAAGAUUCACGCUGCGUAUAUUUACAAUUGCAAUAGUUGGGUGAGAGAAUGUACAAAGUUUCACGACAGAAUCUUGGCGCCAUUGAAAAAUAACAAAAAGGUGGUGUUUCUCGACGGGCCGGGCCGUUUGAACGACGUGAUCGACGUUGACCAACAAAAAUUGCCCGGCGCGACACUUUCUCUCGAUGAAGAUUUAAAAGUAUUCAACAGUGCUUUGAAACUGUCUCACAAGGAAACGAAAGUAUCCGUAAAAGUUGGACCAACUGCCAUACAAAUUACUUCGGCGGAGAGAUGCAAAGUAUUGUCGCAUUCCGUUUUUUUAAACGAUGUUUAUUAUGCGUCGGAAAUAGAAAAAGUUUGUUUACUAGACGACAAUCAAUUCACAUUGACCAUUUCAAACGAAACUGGCCCGCUGUCUUUUAUUCAUAACGACCGUGAUAAUAUCGUUCAGGCUAUAAUUCAUAUAAGAAAUCGAUGGGUACUGUCGCAGCCGGAGUCUGUGUCUGUCCACCCGAAGAUUAGACCUAAACAUGUACCUGGCACGUUAUUGAACAUGGCACUAUUGAAUCUCGGUAGUUCGGAUCCAAAUCUAAGAACAGCAGCGUACAAUCAAUUGUGCGCGUUAACCGCGACGUUUGAUUUAAAAAUCGAGGGACAACUGUUGGAAACAUCUGGACUUUGUAUACCAUCGAACAAUACAAUAUUCAUAAAACACCUGAGCGAAACUUUAGCCGCGAAGGAUCCCCAUCUUACGCUAGAGUUUCUAGAGGAAUGUAUACAAGGGUUUGGCUUAUCGAGCAUCGAAUUAAAACAUCUCUGUUUAGAGUAUAUGACACCGUGGUUGAACAAUCUUGUACGAUUCUAUAAACCAAACGAUGGAGGAGGGAAUCGGCAGAAGCAAGUUACAAAGAUUUUAGAGAAAUUGGUCACGUUGACCAUCGACGAGGUGGAAAUGUAUCCGAGUAUACAAGCCAAGAUAUGGAGUACGAUUGGCAGAUUGCCAGAUUUGAUAGACACGGUUUUGGAUAAUUUCAUUCAACGUAGCGUCAGUUUCGGGCUCGGUUCUCCAACGGUUGAAAUAAUGGCCGAUACGGCCGUGGCCUUAGCUUCCGGAAACGUUCAGUUAGUGGCGAAGAAAGUAAUAGGAAGACUUUGUCGAGUUGUAGAUAAAACAUGCACGUCUCCUACACCGCUGCUAGAACAACAUACAAGAUGGGAUGAUAUAGCCAUUUUGGCAAGAUAUUUACUCAUGUUGUCUUUUAACAACUGUCUAGAUGUAGGGAAACAUCUACCCUAUUUGUUUCACACGGUAACGUUUCUCGUUUGCUCUGGAAGUCUAAGUAUGCGUGCAUCCACUCAUGGUUUGGUUAUAAACAGCAUUCACUCGCUUUGCACUUGUAGCUCGCCUUCCUUUUCAGAAGAUACAUACAGGAUAUUGCGAAUGAGUUUGGUUGAUUUUUCUCUUCCGAAAUUUUAUUUACUUUUUGGUAUUAGUAAAGUGAAAUCUGCUGCGGGUACGGCAUUUAGAUCUAGUUAUAGACAUUCGAACGAUAAGUGGUUCGGUAACGAGCGUAGCGUUACCGGCACGCAUGACAAAGAAAGACUCUCGUUAACCAGUUUAGAAAUUAUUACGGACGCUCUCCUUGAAAUUAUGGAGGCUUGUAUGCGAGACAUUCCACAGUGUGAUUGGUUGAAAACCUGGACCUCUUUAGCGAGAAAUUUCGCAUUCUGCUUCAAUCCAGCUCUUCAGCCGAGAGCUUUGAUCGUUUUCGGAUGUAUCAGUAAAAGUAUAACCGAUCAAGAUAUGAAGCAGUUACUGAGAAUAUUAGUGAAAGCGCUUGAGAGUUUUAAUGAUAUUACAUUGCUCGAAGCAAUUAUUAUGUGCCUCACUCGAUUACAACCGUUGCUCAGACCCUUGUUUCAAUUUUUCCCCAAGGAAUCUCCCAUACAUCGAUAUUUAUUUUGGGUCGCAACAUCUGUCCUCCAAUUGGACGAAGCAUCUUUGUAUGCAUGCGGUUUAGCUCUUCUCGAGCAGAAUUUGCAUACUUUGGAUUCUCAAGGGACUUUCGACGAUAAGACUUUGGAACACGUUAUGAUGUCGACACGCGAGCCUCUAGAAUGGCAUUUCAAACAUUUGGAUCAAGCCGUAGGACUCUCGUUUAAGUCCAAUUUCCAUUUUGCGUUAGUUGGACAUCUUUUGAAAGGAUAUAGGCAUCCCACACCAACCACUGUUACAAGAACAGCUAGAGUGCUAACUAUGUUAUUAGGUAUUGUAGCUAAACCAUUCAGGAGAGACAAAUUUGAAGUAACACCGGAAAGUGUAGCUUAUUUGGCUGCAUUGGUAUCUGUGUCGGAAGAAGUACGAAGUAGAUGUCAUAUUAGACACUCGAUCGCCAAAAAUGCAGAAUCUGGUAGCACAGAUUGUCUCGAUAAUUUGCUUCCACAUCAUACAGAUACAUCUAACGCAACGUCUAGCAAUCCGACUAAUCGUCGUCAAAAAUCGUGGGAUCUGCUUGAUCAAUCUGCCCUCACUCAAGCUAGGCAACAGAAACAGUAUUCAACGCAUCAGACUGGACGGAUUUUAUUUAAAACACAGCGAUCCUUUUCUGUACCAACUGCAAAGGAAACAAAAUCAACCGAAGAAGCAGAACCAAAGAAUCGAAGUGCCAGAGUAAGCGUGAGCAACGAAAACAAUGUAUUGCUCGAUCCAGAAGUGCUGACAGACUUUUCAACCCAAACUUUAGUUUUAACCGUUUUGGUUACUUUGGUGAAAAACUCGUCCGACGAAAAUGAGCAACGGAUCCUUUAUGAAUAUCUUGCAGAAGCCUCUGUAGUGUUUCCAAAGGUAUUUCCAGUGAUUCACAAUUUGCUGGAUGCAAAAAUUAAUAGUGUACUUUGCUCGUGUCAUGAUCAAGGUAUACUGAACUCUGUACAAGCAAUUAUACAGAAUAUGAUCGCAUCUGAGGAUACAAGUCAACAACAGUUACAUUAUUUACAAAGUUGCGGGUUUGGUGGUUUAUGGAGAUUUGCAGGCCCAUACACGAACUCGAAUUGCACAGCUAAAAGUGCACAGUUGUUAGUUAGUUGCUUGGAUGCAAUGGUAGAGACGUGUCUACCAGUUGAUGAAUCCGAAGGAUCGAGCAGUAAUGAAACCUCAACAGAAAAAAGUAAACGAACGGAUGGUAAUCAAUCCGAAGAAGCAUCGAAAAGCAAAACUUCUGUUUAUUGGACCGAUCGGACUGAUAGAAGUAUUACGUCUUUUGUUCAUAGAGACCGCAGUAUCGAUAGCAGAGGAGACGUCGUUUCAUUGGAUCCUAUAAGCCAAGGAGAAAAUACUAGUAGCAGUAGCAGUUCGCAACCUUAGCGAUUGGCAUGUGAAUCGAAGAAACAGUGCAGUAAAUAUGGAAGAAAAGGACAAGUUGGUUGGAAAUUGCAACAAAAAUUAAGGGACCGACCUUUUGUAACUCGGGCUGUGGCUGAUCCUUACGCUCACGGCUUCUUGACGGCUUGCAGAAGACGGGAAUGAAAGUGAGCAGCGAGAAAGAAUGAAAUACCAAGCAAGAUAUUUGUACCAGGGAUUACAUGGAUUCGAUUCGCCAAAGGACAAACGGUUUAGCUUACAUUAUACCUUCUCGUUCUCGCGCGGCGAAGGUACUUGAUGCACGCUCGUGUGGCUGCGCGACGUAGGUGCGCAGAAUCAUUAUGCUACUACUGACCGCAUGAUAGAAACCUUCAGUAAGACUUAACCUGUGGUGUAAUCAACGACAGAAUUGACUUCGGAGACUUCUUCCCGCCAUUUGCACUGUUCCGGAGAACUCUUCCCCUUCUUACUGCCAUGGCCGAUGACGUGGAUACUGAACGAGCAUAUCGCAUGUAUCUUUAUUUUUAUGAGUUUAGUUUGGCGAAAUGGACCUUAGAUAUUGAAUUUAUCGAUAUUCGUAAGUGAUAGUAAUAACAACGGUAAUGGUAACAAGAAAUAUUAUUAACGAAAAUUCGGAUAAAAUUAACGACCGUUAUUUGACAACCACGAUAAUCGUAAAAUGUUUGGAAUACUACGCUAUGAAUAUCCGAGGCGGUAGGAGUAAGGUAGAAAAUGGUGGCUCGUGUUUUUUAAACUUCUCCUAGCAGCCAACGAUUCUUUCUUGACUCCACCAUAGACCUAACAACCUAGGUGCGGCGAGUCGUAUGAAUCACUAUGAAAUCACAAUGCUCUAUCAAUAGCUCCAUGGAAUUUAAAGUUCGAAAUAAGCUAUUGAUCCAAGAAUGAAACUGCUCUUUAUGAAAUAUACAUAUGAUUACUAUUUGAGAAUGUAUUCUUUUGCAUAUACAUAGAAUUUAUAUGUAUGUAUACGGAGCCUAUAUUCGUUAGUAAAAUCAGCUUUAAGCUUUUCACCGAGAAACCUCGUUCUUUAUUCUGCAAUUAUUAAUAUAUUCAAUAUUAUUCUCAAUAACUUAGUUUAAACUUUAAAUAUCGCGGAGCAUUGUUCUCAUUUCAUAGACACUCGUCGUGUCUAGGUUACACAUAUAAGAAUUUAUUUUCGAAAUGCAAUGCCUACAUACUCUAUAAGUAAUAAUUGUUCGUUGGAUCGACAAUUGAUUAUAAGUUUUAACUAUCGAGGAAGUUGUUGGUAAAACAUUGUGCUUUUUUCGUUUUCAUACACGCUCGUUACUAGGUUACAUGUAUCGGAGUUUGUUCUCAAAGCAUAUGUUUAAAUAAAUAAUAUUUGAAUCCUUGGAUUCGUAACUUAUUUUAAUCUUUAAAUAUUACGAAGCUAUCGAAAGAGCAUUGUUAUUUCAUGGCGAUUCCUGCGAUUCGUUGGAUUCGUAGGUUAGCCGCGUGUAGAUUAGGUAUUUAGGUACACAGUAAGUCCUCCACUUACACAGUUGGUUCAUUCUGGAGCUUUCCGUGUAUCGAAUUGUAUAAAUCGAAUGCGUUGCAAGGAAAAAGAACGAUCGCAACCAGAUUAAAAAUAUGAUUGGCAAUUUCUAUCAGGACGGAUCUUUCUUCUUGCAACACAUUUACUAUACAAUUUUCGUUAUAAAAGUUAAUUAAAGUAAAACAAAUCCAAUUUUACCACUUUAUGGAAAGAAAAUUGGAGAAAAGAGAACUUUAUUUAAUAUGUAAAUACAUACGCACAUAAAAAUAUGAAUAAGAAAUAAGUGGGAGUAUAACUGCCUAUUUACAAAUCCACAUAAUUCGAGGACUCACUGUACUUGGUGGAAUAAAUAUAGCGAUCCCGCAACAACAAAAAAAACUGUUAACAAUUCUGAGCGGACCUGGCGGGAUGUUUUUAUGGGCGUUAGAAUUUUGACAGUAUAGGCAGCAAACGGUACAAUAAUACCUCGUAAAUAUAGCGGAUUCGGUUCCAAACUCUCGCUGUAAAUCGAGUCGCAGCCUUUAAUUAAAUGCCAGUGUAUUCGAAAGCUUGAAAACGUACUUGCAUUAUUAUUUAUUAAAUACCUAACAGCAGCAGGCCUAAAAGAAAACAGGCCUAAACGAUUGCAAAUAGAAUGCCUAAAGAUAGGCCUAAACGAAUGCAAAAGUAUGAAUAAUAUGGAUUGGAGAGAGAAAUAAUAUUAUACAUAUUGUAAACCUUAACACUUUGAUGGCUGUAUAUUUUUUUAAUUAAAAUCUAUUUAUUUUAAUAUAUUUAAUAAAUACGAAUAGAAUUGAAUAGCGCCUUAAAGCGAAGUAUUAUUGUACGUUUAUAAAUUUGUAGCUAACACGCGUCUAUAAACCUGCGUAGCCGUUUGUACUCAACCGACAUAAAGUAGAUUGCUAUAUUUGUUCGCCAACUAAACAAUGUACAGGUUGUCCCACGCAAUUAGGAAAAGCUAUAAUCUGUAAACGUGGUUGGUUAGAGAUCCAAAAAAUUGUCUACUUGUCUGAAAGAUCUAGCCUUUCCCACUUGCGUGAAAUACCCUACGUACGAAUCGCUUUGUCACGCAGUCAGCGUUAUAGGAACUCUGCGCAUCGCGUUAUACAUAUGUAUGUAUCGCUGCAGUAACAUGAUAUAGCAGGCUUGUUCACGAGAGGGGUCCCUCACGCCGUUUAGUCUCCCACCAUUACUUAUAAGAGACAGAAAUUGUAAAUUAACUCUUGCAGAUCAUUUUCAUCUUUUUGUAAAUUAAGAAAUUCACCUUCCGAGUGGCAGAAACAACAGGCGACCAAUUGAUACUUGUAGCGUUAAAUAAGUAUUUUAUAUUAUUCCUCGUUUAAGUAUCGUUGCAUAGAUGCAAUAAAAUUGUUCAUUCUGGAACAAUAACUUUACAUUGGAUUUUAUCUUGGUUAAGAAAAUUUGCAAAAAGGUGAAUAUGAUCUGUGAACCAGUGGAUGAUCGCGUAUCGACGGUUUUCUUUUACGAUGUAAUCGAGGGCGGCGGGAAGCUCUGUAAGCUCCGGAGUUCAGGUUGUACCAGGCCAGGCCUGUCGUAUAUGUAGAAUUGUAGCCGCGCGACGACUCGCGAAGCUUGCCGAGAAGGAGAAGGAAGGAGAAGAAUCAUUAUUCUCUUUGGGCGACAGAAAUUAAUACUUUCGCUACGGUACGCAAUAUGGCCGUACGGUUCGUUCGUGAAACGUCUACGCAGUUUGGUCGUACGAGCCGCCAGCGGCAUGUGCCCAAGCAAUAAUAUUUUAUUACUUCGUUGUCUCAGAUGUACGAUUAUUGUUUUCAAAAUUAUUUCUUAACGCGUUGACUGCCACGUAGCGGGCAACUUUCUUCUUUAUCUGUAAACGUCAUCGACGCUCUUUCAAACGUGUAACAAAUAGAAAUGUUCGAUAAUUCAACGGAGUACUCGUGUGUUAUUUUGUUGUAUUAGGAUUCGUUUAUUGUAAGGGUUUUUCCACCAGUAAUCACCCACCGUGACAGUCAACGUAUUAAAUGAAAGAGAGCAUUUCUAACAACGUAAUUUAAACAAAUGUUCAGUACAACGAUUCUUGUACCGUGUGCAGAAUACUUUGCGAAAGACCACCGAGAAGUCGUACGACGUGACCACAGAUUAUUUCCUGGUGAAUGAUUUAGGAUCCCCUAUUCGGAUUAUCCGGUCCGUUUCAAGUUCCGCUUUUGCCUUUUCUUCGUUUGAUUCACGCUUCGACCGGGAAUGUCGCAUACAAUUGUAAAUACGUACAGUUUAAAUGAUCGAGAACGGACCGGUAAUGCGAAUAGAUCCCAAGUUAUCGGUAGUAGCGAAAGGUUCUAAUACCGCCCGGUGUACAUACAUAGUCAGACUGACUAAAAAUCGUUGAAACGACGUCGUAUUUGGUCUCCCUUUUAUUGGAAAACAUCUUGCCAAUACGUUAAAAGUACUUUCGUAAAGAUAAAAUAAAGAAAUAAAAGUUUCAUUUUUCAUUAGUGGAUGACUCAGCACGUGCCUUAUCGUUUUCGGGCGCUGGCCGCCGGGCAUAUGUAGUCGGAAGAUUGGUGAGGCUAGCAAUUUACAAGGUCAAAGAUCUGACGGGCAAGCAUCUUUCGAGGCAGUAAUGUAUUUCUAUUUCUGUAAAAUCUCGAUAGCAAAAUAAUUAAUUACGUUGCCCUGCUGCUCGUACGUGUUUGAACGCUUGGCCGAAAUUUUUUAAACAUUAUUUCAAUUUGAAAGUUUAAAACGAUACCCAGGAGAUUACCGGAAUACUUAUUUUCUUGGAUUUCUAACAAUCCAAAGAUUAAUCACGUUUCGGUCGAGUGUUCUAAUAUUUACAAGAGGCAGUGUACAAUCGUAUUACUUUUUAUUAAUUGGCCAUAAACUUCCUUAGUGGGACGUGUAAUUAUUAUGCGAACAGUUUCUUUGAAAAUGCAAAACAACGAGGAAGAUGUAGCCACUUUUAUGGAAGCGCGCACUCCGAGUCGAAUGGUAUUUGAUUAGUAGGUACCUCGACAAUCUGACCACUCGACACCAGUAAACACCCUUUCGUCCUGUAAUAUAAUCGGAAAUUAUUUUAAUAUUUUAAAUAAUAUAGAAAGUGUGAACGAGUCACCAACGGGGGGUGGCUUUGAAAUAGUUGAGAUAGCGGUGUUAAUGGCUUUCUGCGUUUUGAAUAAUAGAUACGAUAGCGUUUUGCAAUUAAUAGAGGUCAUCGAUUUCUAAAUUUGGUCUGAACGCUGCGAAUGUUUGCCGAGACUGAGACACGUGCAGCGACUUCCGAACGACGAUUACGCGCAAUGGCUGCAAAUAAUGCAAAAGAGGCUCGAAUUGCGUUUAGAUAGCAAACUUUAGAAAGCAGCAGAGGCUGAUGUGUCACGAGAGGAACCCUAUUAUAGUUUAGGAAUGUAUUGAAAUAGAUAAUGUAAAGAUUUAUGCGAGAAACAAUGUUCUUUUCUUUUUAAAACAAUGUACACCAUUUCAGAAAAAUUGUUCAACGGAUUUACAUACUUUUACUUUGGCACAAGCGUAUAAAAUAUCAUUAUCUAUGGCGCAUCGCACGUGUUUUGCAAAAUAUCCGCUAGUUUUUCUCAAAACAAUGUUUUUUUCCGAUGAAAAUGAACAAUUGUCAAAUGUUAAAAACAGAAAAAAAGCGUACAAUACGCCAUAGCGAUAUUAAUGUACUUUACGAAAUUAUUCGACUAUUCUGAUUUGAAUAAGCCGUUCUCUCGGUAAACCAAGUACAGUGUAAGGUACAAGGGUGUUCGCCGAAGCAUGGUUUCGCUGUUAGCAUUUCGCAACCCGCCUCACAUCACCGAUGACACUUUCAAAUAUUGAAAAAUGUUCUUGAUGUACAUUAUUUUAAUUAAAA
Messenger RNA from Colletes gigas, 13704 nucleotides. It is a transcript of the gene Nf1, whose product is annotated as neurofibromin. The record is from RefSeq and is a predicted model, not a curated record. NCBI's taxonomy places the organism in Eukaryota, Metazoa, Arthropoda, Insecta, Hymenoptera, Colletidae. Gene Ontology annotation, biological process: regulation of GTPase activity. Bases 83 to 8341 code for a protein of 2752 amino acids. The transcript is spliced from 23 exons.